Cylicostephanus goldi is the source of this 627-nucleotide messenger RNA. The record is from the annotation of a GenBank genome assembly. NCBI's taxonomy places the organism in Eukaryota, Metazoa, Nematoda, Chromadorea, Rhabditida, Strongylidae.
GGAGACAAGUUGAGUCAACUUGAGACUGAUGUGGAACUCCAUAAGAGAAUCGUAGCGGCGGCUGAACGGCUUGCUAAGGACAAGUCCAUGAACAAAAGCGUGCGAAAGAAGAGGCAAAAGGACUUGGCCGCUGCAGCGAUGAAAUUGCGUGGGUUGGAGUUAGGUCUGAAUCAGAUGCGCUUGAGUGCUAGUAAACCCGAUGUGAGCACAAUGGAGAAUGGAAGUGGGGGAUCCUGGACAGCACUAGCGCAAGCGAAUGGCACUAGUACCUUGACCAGAGCAGUGGCCAAGUCAUGUCCCACGACGCCACGAGGAUCUGUGCCGGACCUGUGCACCCCCAACGGAGAAAAGAGUGACUACGAAGACGAUGAUCACGUCCAACGACGAGUACCAAGGCUUAAGCCAAUAAUCAACCCUUGCUCAGCCCAGUUCUUAAGCUCAACAUCUCGUCGCUCUCUCCAUCAGCGCUUCUCGGAAGCGUCGACGUCGAGUAACGGCUCGUUCGGACUGCCUCCUCGUGCGAACUCGCGACGUAGUGUCACCACCCGCUCCGUAACCAGUGACGAACUCGAUAACCCACUAAUCAACCACUCGGCUCAACCGCUUGCUGAACAUGCUCCCAUGUAA